AUGACUCCUUCCCAUUGGUCCAACUUUAAACAGCUCGCUCAGUUGAAGAAUCCCCCGUGUCCUAUUGGAGAUCUGAGUCCGACGGAUCAGUUUGUGUACGAACUUAACGUUAAUAUCCAACGCUUUCCACAACGGCUAGAGACGAUUCUGUUUAUCAUGGACUUCAAGGAGAAGAUGGAAUACAGCAAGAAGGAGAUCGAUGCGGUUCGAUUGGCUGCUGUGGAGUUGAAGACGAGCAAGCACUUUAAGAAUCUGUUGGAGAUGAUCCUGUUUGUCGGUAACUACAUGAACGCUAGUGUGCCCAGGGGCCAGGCCGUGGGAGGGUUUCAGAUCGAGUUCAUCAACAAGCUGAGCAACACCAAAACGGGCGAUAACAGGUCCACUCUCCUGCACCACAUCGUGCGCAUAGUCAAUGACAAAACGCCCGAGACAAUCCAGUUCUUAGACCAACUGAGCAGUGUGUCGGAUGCUCGUAGAGUGCAACUGCAGAGUUUGACUGCCGAUAUGGCGGAGAUUCGGGUGGGGCUGGCCAAAGUCAAGACGGAACUGGACUACAAACGAGAGGUGGUGGAAGACGAUCGGUUUGUGGAGGUGGCGUCGACCUUUUUCGAGACAUCGAGUAUUCAGUUCGACACACUGACGCAGAACUUUGAGCGCAUGCAGAAGUCGUUCACAGACGCGGUCGGAUAUUUCGGUAUGGAUGUGAAGAAGGCGAGCCCGGACGAGUUCUUUGAGAUCUUCGAUACAUUUGUGGAUGCGUAUAAGGGUGUGGAGGCAGAGAUCAAAGCCGCAGAUGAGAAGAAGGCCAGAGAGCUUAAGAAGCAAAAGGACAAAGAGGACCGGCUCAAAGCCGAAGAGGACAAAAAACGCAAAGCAGUGACCGCCCUAAAGCAGAAGAACAGGACUUCAGUGGUUGGAGAACCAGCGGUGAAUGUGACACUGGACGAUGAUGAAUCCGAGAAAGUGGGAAUCAAAUCACUCCUCACAACACUCACCGACCAGAACCAACGAUCGCCAAGACAAACACGCGGAAACAGGAACAGGACAUUCCAGUCGAGCGACGGCAACUCCACCACCGCUCAAAAUGCGCUUGAAAUGGGCCAUCAAUUGGGCCAAAAGUCCAAAGGAAAAGUCCGGGGUGCCGGUAGGAACAACCCCCGCACAGGCACAGGUGGUGCGCCACCAAGCCAUCCGAUUGGUCCAGACGGACUGCGGAGUACUGUAUCCACGGCCCGGGUGGUCAAGUCGAGAGGCGUUAGAAUGACAGGUGAGGAAAUAGACCGAGACGCGCUGACGCAGGUGAUUGAGAUGCUCAAGGGGGGCCGCACGCUUGACAGAACUCUCCUGGGAGAGGUUGAGACUAAACCCGAGGACCGGUCCAGGACAACGAUCAGCAGGACAGGCAGUGAGAAAAAAGGUGCACCAAACCCAACCGCACCAGUUGUGAAAGAGGACAGUGCGGUACCAGCGCCCACUGGCAGGAGGGCGGGCAGGAGGAAUCGGGAGAAAAAAGAAGUUUCAAGACUACGGGAUGUCAAGCUCGAGAGAGUUUCAAGAGAGUUUGGCUUUCCCCCAGUAUAGACCACCACCUAAUGUAUUGAUCACUUGUCUAUAGGCGCC
This is a messenger RNA of Sphaeroforma arctica JP610, 1620 nucleotides long. RefSeq lists its product as hypothetical. Lineage: Eukaryota; Ichthyosporea; Ichthyophonida. The record is from RefSeq and is a predicted model, not a curated record. The transcript has 12 exons. Bases 1 to 1581 code for a protein of 526 amino acids.